CACCAUUUUCCCCCUAUAAAUUCACGGCCUUCCCUUGCAUUCUAAGUUUGCGAGAGAGAGAUAGAGAGAUUCAGAGAGAAGAUCAAAGAGUAGCAGGUGUAGUCGACUAGUCGAACAGAGGAAAGGUAGAAAGGUCAAAAAUGGCAGCAGCUUUGGAUUUACCUCCAGGAUUCAGGUUCCAUCCAACAGACGAGGAGCUUGUGAUUCACUACCUCUGCCGCAAAUGCGCGUCUCAGCCUAUUGGAGUCCCAAUAAUCGCCGAAAUCGAUCUCUAUAAGUACGACCCGUGGGAUCUCCCAGGUUUGGCUCUGUAUGGAGAAAAGGAUUGGUACUUCUUUUCACCUAGGGAGAGGAAGUACCCAAACGGAUCGAGGCCGAAUCGAGCCGCGGGGACCGGCUACUGGAAGGCUACGGGAGCAGAUAAGCCAAUUGGGCUGCCGAAGCCUGUUGGUAUCAAGAAAGCUUUGGUUUUUUACGCAGGGAAAGCUCCCAAAGGAGUGAAAACAAAUUGGAUUAUGCACGAGUAUCGUUUAGCCGAUGUAGAUCGCUCGGUUCGCAAGAAGAACAGCUUAAGGUUGGAUGAUUGGGUGCUCUGUCGCAUAUACAACAAGAAAGGCACAAUUGAGAAGCAAGGGCAAGUAAGCAACCGGAAAUUGAACUCGCCGGAAAUAAUGGAGGAUACGAAGCCGGAUAUUAGAGCACCUUUCCCUGAUCCAUCAUCGGCGACGGGGACCGCAAACGAUUACGUGUACUUUGAUACGUCCGAUUCAGUACCGAAGUUGCACACGGACUCGAGCUGCUCGGAGCACGUAGUAUCGCCGGAGUUCACGUGUGAGGUGCAGAGCGAGCCAAAGUGGAAAGACUGGGGGGACGUAAAUGCCCUGGAUUUCUCAUAUAAUUACAUGGAUGCCAGCCUGGACAAAACGUUCGCGUCGCUGUUUCAGGGAAAUAAUCAGAUGUCACCGCUACAGGAUAUGUUCAUGAACCUACAGAAGCCGUUUUGAGCCAAAUGCGGAUCUAGUGGGAGUGUUUGACUUGAUAAAGCAAUCGAACGGUAACACGAGACUGAAAGUCUAUGAGUGUGCCGUUGGAGAGAGAGAGUAAAGAAGAAAUUCGUUCACCAAAUGUGAAGGACCUAUUUGGGUAUAGCAAAAAGGAAUAGAAAGUAUAGCCGCCUUGUUAUGUACAUAUGGUUGGAUUUGUAAUUUGAAUUUUGACCUUUUAAGGUAGCUUUUGUAGUUUUAUUUAGAAUAAUUAUUAAUUAUUUAGAAUCCUUUAUUUAA
Messenger RNA from Manihot esculenta (cassava), 1283 nucleotides. Its product is annotated as NAC domain-containing protein 2. NCBI's taxonomy places the organism in Eukaryota, Viridiplantae, Streptophyta, Magnoliopsida, Malpighiales, Euphorbiaceae. Gene Ontology annotation, biological process: regulation of DNA-templated transcription. The transcript is spliced from 3 exons. The coding region runs from base 141 to 1004 and encodes 287 amino acids. Gene Ontology annotation, molecular function: DNA binding. The record is from RefSeq and is a predicted model, not a curated record.